GAUUGGGGAGAAGCAGGAAAGCAGCGUGGCGAGGCGGCGUGGGCGAUUCCCUGGCGACCCCGGGGCGCGACCGGCCCGGCGGGACCCUCGGCCUGGAGGAGGGGGUCCCGUGGGCGGAUUGGCUGAACGCGGGGAAGCACGUGGCUCCAUCCGCCUCUUCAUCAAGAGCAGGAGGGGGCAAAGUGAGGAGAGGAAUCGGAAAAGCAGCACAGAAACCAGCAGAUGAAUUUCAAGACAGUCGAAUUAGAUGGAUCCCUUUGUCAUAUCAUCAGAAACAAGUGAGGAUGAAGUGAGCAAAGAGACAUUUCCAAAUGCACAGAAUGCAAAAAGCACAGGGAAAACCAAGUAAAGAACAGGAGACAAUAAUCCAGUAUUUUUCACAGUGUUGGAAACAAUCUUCUGGAAUGAAAGAAUGUGCAGAAUGUUGAAAGAGAUCCAUGCAGGAACCUCGCUCUCCAUCUAGCUCUCUGCAGAACGCAGGUGAACAUGUCUACCAUGGAAGGAGUCUCAAAGAGCGAGAACUGACUUAAUGGGCAUCAGCGAUCCAUCAAUUGAGGAGGCCCUGUAUAAUCAUGGAAAGUAGGGAGAGCGUAAGGGCUGGUGAAAGGCUUCCAGAGGAUGGAGGAGCCCAGCCUGCAGAGCAGCUAAAUAAAUACAUGGAAUAUUGUGAGACCUUCAGUGAUCCAGGUGAUGUUUCUAGGUGCCAAAGAAAGCACACUGGGGAGAUAGCAAAGCAAAGUAAGAGCUUCAGUGGGAUUGGAGAUCUUCAAAGGCAUCCAAGAACUCACACUGGGGAGAAGCCACAUGCAUGCAUGGAAUGGGGAACGGGCUUCAGAUGUAUUAGAGGCCUUACUCAUCAUCACAGAACCCACACAGAGGAGACGCCAUACACAUGCAUGGAAUGUGGAAAGAGCUUCAGUCAGAGGGGAUGUCUUACACGGCAUCAAAGAACACACACUGGAGAGAAGCCAUACACAUGCAUGGAAUGUGGAAAGAGCUUCACUCAGAGGGGAUGUCUUACACGGCAUCAAAGAACACACACUGGAGAGAAGCCAUACACAUGCAUGGGAUGUGGAAAGGCCUUCAGUCAGAGUUCACAUCUUAUACUGCAUCAAAGAUCCAACACUGGAGAGAAGCCAUAUACAUGCAUGGAAUGUGGAAAGAUCUUCAGUCGGAGCGGACAUCUCAUAAGGCAUCAAAAAACCCACACUGGAGAGAAGCCAUACAAAUGCAUGGAAUGUGGAAAGACCUUCAGUCGGAGUGGACAUCUCAUAAGUCAUCAAAAAACCCACACUGGGGAGAAGCCAUACACAUGCAUGGAAUGUGGAAAGCCCUUCGGUCGGAGUGAACAUCUCAUAAGUCAUCAAAAAACCCACACUGGAGCGAAGCCAUACACAUGCAUGGAAUGUGGAAAGACCUUCAGUCGGAGUGGACAUCUCAUAAGGCAUCAAAAAAUCCACACUGUAGAGAAGCAAUACACAUGCAUGGAAUGUGGAAAGGCCUUCAGUCAGAGUGGGCAUCUCGUAAGGCAUCAAAAAACCCACACAGUGGAGAAGCCAUACACAUGCAUGGAAUGUGGAAAGACCUUCAGUCGGAGUGGACAUCUCAUAAGUCAUCAAAAAACCCACACUGGGGAGAAGCCAUACACAUACAUGGAAUGUGGAAAGACCUUCAGUCAGAUUGGAAACCUUACUCAACAUCAAAGAACCCACACUGGAGAAAAGCCACAUACAUGCAUGGAAUGUGGAAAGAUGUUCAGUUGGAGUGGAGAUUUUACUCAACAUCAGAGGACCCACGCUGUAGAGAAGCCGCACACAUGCAUGGAACGUGGAAAGAGCUUCACUUGGAGUGGAGGCCUUACUCAACAUCAAAGAACUCACACUGGGGAGAAGUCAUUCCCAUGCAUCGAAUAUGGAGAGAGCUUCAGCCAGUAAUACUCUGAGGCACCAUGUGAGAACUCAUCUGCUUAGGAGCCAUCAAUGAGCACAAGGGAGAGGUUUCUAAAUUCAUGCACUGAGGGUAUAAAAUGGAGGGUGAGGCAUUUUUCCCGGAGGAAGGUAGCUAGUCGGGUGCCACAGGUUUCAGUCCUGGGCCUAGUGCUCUUCAACAUAUUAAUCAAUGAUUUAGAUGAGGAAGCACAAGAGAAUAGAUAAACACAUUUGCAGAUGAUGCAAAACUGGGUGGAAGAAGAAACACCCCAGGAGACAGAAGCAAGAUCCAGGGUGGUCCUGAUCGACUUGAACACUGGGCUGAAAGCAGUGGAAUGAGAGUCAGUACGGGCAAGCUCCAAGUCCUCCAUCCGGGAAAAAGAAAUCGAAUGCAUUGAUGCAGGAUGUGGAAUACGUGGCUCAACAGAAGUGAAAAGCAAAAACACCUGAGAGUCCUUGGGGACAAUGGGCUAAACAGGAGCCAACAGGGCGAUGCAGCCACCAAAUCAGCAAAGGCUAUUUGGGAUGCAUUAACUGAAGUAUUGCUUCCAAAUCAUAAUAAAUAGUACUUCUAUAGGAUACCCUAUACUCCUCACUAAUCAGACAUCAUCUGGAGAAUGGU
Molecule: messenger RNA, 2550 nt
Organism: Varanus komodoensis (Komodo dragon)
Lineage: Eukaryota; Metazoa; Chordata; Lepidosauria; Squamata; Varanidae
Product: gastrula zinc finger protein XlCGF57.1-like
Exons: 3
Coding region: 573-1934 (453 amino acids)
Biological process (GO): regulation of transcription by RNA polymerase II
Molecular function (GO): RNA polymerase II cis-regulatory region sequence-specific DNA binding; DNA-binding transcription factor activity, RNA polymerase II-specific
Source: RefSeq, a predicted model, not a curated record